Molecule: messenger RNA, 1803 nt
Organism: Brachypodium distachyon (stiff brome)
Lineage: Eukaryota; Viridiplantae; Streptophyta; Magnoliopsida; Poales; Poaceae
Product: protein disulfide isomerase-like 5-3
Exons: 5
Coding region: 123-1394 (423 amino acids)
Biological process (GO): protein folding; response to endoplasmic reticulum stress
Cellular component (GO): endoplasmic reticulum
Molecular function (GO): protein disulfide isomerase activity
Source: RefSeq, a predicted model, not a curated record
AGACACGCAGUUCGCUUUUCUUUUUUGCGUAAAGAAGGCGUAAUUCUGAAGGUGGUAAACGGCUAUUCUACUAGUACUCCGCCGCUCCUAACCGGAGUAGCCGGCGAGAUCGACUCGAACGCAUGGCGGCGGGAAAGCCACUGUCGCUGCGGCGGCUGCUUCCUCUCCUCGCUCUCGUGCUCGUGCUCGUGCUGCUGCCCACGACCUGCGUGUCGAGCGGCGGAGGGGAACCGGCGGGGUUCCAGAUCCCCCAGGACGGGAGCGUGGUGGAGCUGGAUGACAGCAACUUCGAGGCGGCGGCGGCCGCCGUCGACUUCCUCUUCGUGGACUUCCACGCCCCCUGGUGCGGUCACUGCAAGCGCCUCUCCCCACAGUUGGAUGAAGCUGCUCCAGUGCUUGCUGGGCUGAGCACGCCCGUUGUAGUUGCAAAAGUAGAUGCUGAGAAGUAUAAGAAACUUGGGUCCAAAUAUGGAGUAGAUGGCUUCCCUACUCUGAUGCUUUUUGACCAUGGAGUCCCCACGGAGUAUACUGGUUCCAGGAAGGCCGAUCUACUCAUCCAGAGCCUUAAGAAGCUCGUUGCACCUGAUUUUUCUGUUCUCGGGUCCGAUUCAGCAAUCAAAAGCUUUGUUCAGGAUGCUGGUGUGGGUUUUCCAUUAUUUAUUGGAUUUGGGGUGGAUGAAUCAUCUAUUGUUGAGUAUGGAACGAGGUACAAAAGGAAGGCAUGGUUUGCUGCAGCCAAGGAUUUCUCCGAGGAUAUGAUGGUUGUGUAUGAUUUUGACAAGAUUCCAGCAUUGGUUUCUCUCAACCCGAAGUAUAACGAGCAAAGUGUUUUCUAUGGCCCAUUCGAAGGGACCUUUUUGGAAGAUUUUAUACGGCAAUCCCUACUGCCUUUAACUGUGCCCAUCAAUGCUGAGACUGUUAAGAUGUUGAAAGACGAUGAGAGGAAAGUUGUUCUUACAGUUUUGGAGGAUGAGUCUGAUGAAAAUUCCAUGCAGUUGAUAAAGGUAUUGAGGUCUGCAGCCAACGCAAACCAUGAUCUCGUGUUUGGAUACGUGGGAGUCAAGCAGUGGGAGGAAUUCACCGAGCCUUUUCAUGAUUCAGAGAGCUCGCGGUUGCCAAGGAUGGUAGUCUGGGACAGAAAUGAGGAGUAUGAAGUGGUUCAGGGUUCAGAGAACCUGGAAGAUGGUGACCAUGGAUCCCAAAUUAGCCGUUUUCUUGAAGGAUAUAGAGCAGGCAGAACAACAAAGAAGAAAUUGGGCGGCCGUUCCCCAACAAUUCUCGGGGUUAAUGCCAUGUACAUCCUCCUGUUCCUGGUUGCUGUUCUUGUUGUGCUGAUGUAUUUUUCCGGGCAAGGCGAGGAAGAUCGUUGGCCAGCACGAGCCCAUCAAGAAUGACAGUCUGGUGGUUAUCAUCUGCAAGACUAAACUCGAGGAAUUCCUGCAGCAGGAGAAGAGAAGGCUGCUGUAGAGAGGGGAACCUGGGGAUGAGGAUUGUUUCCUGAUCUUCAUUUGACAUGCCGCCUGCCUUGGGGAGGCUCAGCUUUGACCUCUCCCCUUGUCUGUCCUGCCAGUUACUAUCCCCUGUUUAUAUAUGUCAUUCAUGUAAAGUUAUUUGAUUUGCACUCCAGAACUGACCAGGUUAGGGGAAAACAAUUAAGCACAAACGGCAGAACAAGAAGGCAGCGUCACUGGACUAGCCUGGCCUAAUUUAGAAGUAUUUUUGCAUCCAUCAUUAGUCACAUCACAUGUAAACCAACAGCAGUACGCUAUAUAUCUUAUAAUUACAAAUUUGUUGUUUACCCUU